GUUUGUAGCACUGCUAGCACCGUGUCAUAAUUUGUAAACUACGUUUUGUGACGCGACGCACGUACCGAGUGAUAACGAUCCCGCGCAACACGGUUUGUGUUAAUCGCGGUCGGGUUUUGCGGUGAUACUGCAACGUCUGCAACGAGGAUCACCAUGACAUAGUCACGUUAUUGCGAGGCAAACGAGGUUGCGUUGCAAAAUUUAGCGCGGUGCACGUUCGAUGUUACACCUCCGACAUGUCGACCGAUCAUCACAACGGCAAAGGUUACGCGCCGCUUCCGCAGAGCAUAAGCAACACCGACACCGAGGAUGAGGAGGAACGUUUAACUCGGCCGAACGAUAUCGCCUACAAAGUCGACAAUACUACCACGAUAGCGGAAUUGCACACAAAUCACGAAAAUGGCGUGUAUUAUCCACUGGACGAGACUAGAAAUCUGGGGAACAAUGCAAGGAACAGGCAGAACACGAUCAAAUAUUAUCGGGACGACAUACCAAUAAUGGUGAUUGAGGGAAACGAGCAGAAUGACUUUUGGAAGAGGAGAGAUAUGUCGCCGAUGAGGCGCUUCUGCUUGUUCGCAUCCAUACUGUUAUGCAUUGUUACGAUAGUUAUCUUUUUGUAUGUGUUACCUUGUGACAGUUCGGUGGUUUGCUCGCCGGUUAUCGAGCCGCAGUCGUCCAUAUCGUGGGACAAAACUCUGGAAGGUGUAGAAAUACACGGGCCUAUUACCAUAGUACCUGGAUCGCCGUACAACCUGAUAUUUCUCCUGCGUGGCGAGCGAUACAAAGAGAACGAUACGAAGGACGAGGCAAUACGUCAGAGACAAAUACCUCCAAAGGGGGGAGGCGUUAUGUCGAUGCAAGGGAACACCGGAUUGCCGCUGUGGCUGGUUCCGUUAAAAAGAUUACCCACUAUUAUCGAUUGCACUAGUAUCGACAUCGAUCGUUCCGGAAAGCCUGACUGCAUUGUUGCCGGCGAACAAGGCCUACUCGUUAGCAUAGAACCGAUCGCUGGCACGAUUCACUGGAGCUCGACGACUCACACAGUUUCCGAGUUACCGGUUAUCUUGCCGGACGUUGACGCCGAUGACGUUAACGAUCUGUUGAGCGUGGCGAUAGACGAUGCAAAUGUGUCGCACCUCGUUGUUCUCUCCGGCAAGACCGGUCAAUUAUUAGGACGUUACGCGGUCAAUAAUUGUACCUCUAUCGACAUACACAGUCUUGUCUCGAACGACACUAUCGCCUGCAAUUGUUACGACGAUAAUGCAGGACGUGUGACGAAAUAUAUGUCCUUGAAGGGGCUGCUCCGUGGCUUGAAGAUGCCGCGGGUGUUCAAGAAGCUCGUGGGCAAGUUCACGACGCAGCCGCGACUCUUCGAGAUCAUGAGGCAGCGCGACGAGGACUACAGCUGGAAGCCCACGCCCUACCACCACCUCACGAUAGAGAACGAGGGAGCGUGUCCGGGACAGUUUUGUCGCGCCAGCGUGAACCUGACCCUGCAGAAGUUGACGAGCGAGCCGAUAACCGUCAUCUGGGACCACGUGAGUGCGAACGCGUUCGCGUCGAAGCCGGCGUUCCUGCUGACGUCGGAGAAACCUUACACGUCCGGGUUCGCCAUCAAGUUCUGGCAGUGGACGGACUCGCCGUCCGCCGGCCGCGCGGAAAGGACGGCUGUCGCGGAGCAGAAGCUCGUGGAGAGGGUGCUGAUCGUCUUCGUGAAUUACACGGACGUUCAGGCCAUCAACGCCAGUCAGAGCGACGUGACGCAGCUGUGCCACGAGCUCGACUGCCAGCCGAACCUGAGCUCGCGGAAGCGUUACAGCUCCAUCGCGGUCCAGUACGUCAGCGACGACGAAUUUCCGGAAUUGAUCAGUUACUGGUCCUCGUACGACUCGGACUCGGGCGGCUUGAUAUCGAAAGUACAAGUUAUAAAGAUGGACUCCGUGAUGUCCAAUCUUAUACACGGGAACGUUUAGUUCCGAUUCUUAGCUUGUACCUCGCGUUCGAUCGUAUCUACAAAUUUUAUGGAUUCAUUUGUAAUCGUAUGACGCUUGGAUCACCGACGAAAGAAUCGUUUUCUCAGGAACAGAACAUGUGAUCGCGACACACAAGGAUCACGUAAAUUAAAAUGGAGAAGCGUUUACGAUACGUCUUGCAUUAUCAUGCAUUGUCACAAUCGAUGUCGUUUGAUGAAUUCACGAGCGAGAUGAGUGGAAAUUUUACUUGGGUUUCUUUCCUCUUCGUUGCAUCGAUUAAUAGUUCCUAAGACCACGCGUAGAGCAUAAUCGUUUAGGUAAAAUCGAAUUGCGUGAAGAAUCAUUCGUUAUCGUUUAAGCCCCGUGUUUUCUGAUUGUACUCUGAAUGGUGCCUUGAAUCGAGCUGUAUAUAUACUUAUCGUGCAUAUUUAUCAUCCGCGUAAAGUGCAAGAAAGCUUUUUUCUUAAACGGCAUGUUCUCUCUUCGAAAGUUUAAGAACGUUAUGUGGGAAGAGAAAAGAUCUGCGUUCUCGCCUAAAUAGUUUCUCGCAAUGCCUACGCUUUCUUUUUUUUAUAACGCUUAAAUUCCACCAUAAGUGCAAAUGUUAUUUAUUAACAGGUAUCUUCUAUUGCGAUAUUACAUAGUAUUACGAGUUAAACGGUUGUCCUGAAAUCCUGCUCUAGUCACGCUAGUAUUAUUCUUAAUUAGCCAAGCUCAGAAUUAAGUACUUGAUUAAAUGAUUAAGCGAUAUUUGAGUAAAAAUUUUAAUAUUAAGUUAUUGAUUAUCCGAUAAGUCAUUGACAAAUGUUUGGUCGAACAUACGAGAGAGAGCCACUGUAUUAUAAAUCGGGCGUGUUGAAUUUGCUUGAGAACAUGAUUACGUGUGAGUGAUAUUUUCCUAGUUACUUCAAAAAAUACAUUGUACCGACAAAUUGAAAGUAUCAAUGUUUUACAUAGCAUAGGUGUGUGACUAUUGAAAUAGAAUCACUUGGCAAAGCCGAACAGUGAUUAGAAAAUUUGAGGAUCGUAUUUAAAUGUUAACAAGACUGUAGCUUGCAUUGACUUUUCAACUGCUUAAGCUUCUCCGCUAGAGUCAGUGUACAUUGAACCUAAUAAAGUCUGGCUUCUAUUGAA
Molecule: messenger RNA, 3107 nt
Organism: Ooceraea biroi (clonal raider ant)
Lineage: Eukaryota; Metazoa; Arthropoda; Insecta; Hymenoptera; Formicidae
Source: RefSeq, a predicted model, not a curated record